Messenger RNA from Haemonchus placei, 240 nucleotides. The record is from the annotation of a GenBank genome assembly. Lineage: Eukaryota; Metazoa; Nematoda; Chromadorea; Rhabditida; Trichostrongylidae.
AUGUCUGCUCCAGUUGCUGCUGCUCCCAAGGUUUCCAAGCCCAAGGCUGCCAAGAAGCCUGCUUCUCAUCCCACUUAUUCGGCUAUGAUCCGUAAAGCUGUCUCUGAACUGAAGGAAAAGUCCGGAUCGUCUAAAGCUGCUAUCCUCAAGUUUAUACUGUCUCACUACAAACUUGGAGAAAAUGUGGUUAAGAUCAACUCUCAACUANNCCAGCUAUAUGGGCGGCCAUCAGGAGUGUAA